Malassezia restricta is the source of this 948-nucleotide messenger RNA. RefSeq names its product 3-dehydrosphinganine reductase. Gene Ontology annotation, biological process: sphingolipid biosynthetic process. Gene Ontology annotation, molecular function: 3-dehydrosphinganine reductase activity. The transcript has a single exon. Gene Ontology annotation, cellular component: endoplasmic reticulum membrane. NCBI's taxonomy places the organism in Eukaryota, Fungi, Basidiomycota, Malasseziomycetes, Malasseziales, Malasseziaceae. The coding region runs from base 1 to 948 and encodes 315 amino acids. The record is from RefSeq and is a predicted model, not a curated record.
AUGUGGUCUUGGGUCCUUUACGGAAGCUUGCUGCUAGGCGCUAGCUAUGUCCUGCUCAACUCGCGCCGAUCAAAGUGGACUGCGCACGGAAAACACGUCUUUAUUACAGGCGGCUCACAAGGACUGGGCCUCGCUCUUGCCAAGCUGCUGGCUUCACGGGGAGCCCAUGUGGUCAUUUGUAGUCGGUCUGAAUCCAAACUUCGAAGCGCCUUGAAGGACGUGGAAUCAUGCCGUCAGUACGGGUCUCAACAUCUUUCCUACGUUUCUGCUGAUGUCUCCAACUUUUCUACUGUCUCAUUAGCUAUCCAAAAAUGCUCUAUGCCGAUCGAUACAGUGUUUUGCUGUGCUGGUGCUGCACAUCCAGGGCUUUUCUUGAAUCACACGGAGGAGGAAUUCGACAAAGGUAUCCGCCUCAUAUACAAAACGGCUCUGUGUACAGCUCAUGCUGCAGCUGCCUACAUGAAACAGAACCAAAUUCCUGGCAAGAUUAUAUUUACAGGCAGCGUCUUGAGUUUUAUGGGCAUGUUUGGCUAUUCUCAAUACUCUCCUAUGAAAUACGCUAUCCGAGGUCUAGCAGAAUGCCUUCGCUCUGAACUACAAAUGUAUGGAAUUCAAGUACAUAUGUAUUUUCCUGCUACAAUCCUUUCGCCAGGUCUGGAGGAAGAAAACAAAACAAAACCUGCUCUUACACUGGAAAUUGAAGGUCAAGACGAGGGCCUCAGCCCUGAAGCAUGUGCCCAGCACCUUUUGCGGGGCGUGGAAUCCCACGAGUUUUCUAUCACGGAUGGUAUCAUCGGUCUGUGUUUGCGCAUUUCCUCGGGAGGAUGUGCACCUGGCAACCGUCUCCUGUUCGAUUCCAUUCUUAUGGUACCAGCCAGGUGGGUCCUACUUGCAUGGCGUCGUUUUGUGGCUGAUCGUACUGUCCGGAAGCAUUCAUGUAAUAAAUAG